GAGCCCGUCAGCUCAGACUGUACACGCGCGGAGCCGGAGCGGAGGGGAGCUGUCCGCGGUGCGGUGCUGAACCCCCGAGAACCGGGAGCUGUCCGCGGUGCUGAAGCUGAGAGCCGGGCACUGAAGCCGAGAAGCGGGCGCUCUCCGCGGUGCUGAACCUCCGAGAAGCGGGCGCUGUCCGCGGUGCUGAAGCUGAAAGCCGGGAGCGGUGGUGAUGCUGAGCGCUGUCCGCGGUGCUAAAAUCCGGCGCUGCUAUCCUUCUGAUUAAGUGCUGAUUGAAUGUGAACAACUGAUGGCGCUGUGUUCCUGACAUUUCCCAGCCUUUAGCAUCUCCUCUCUGCACAGAGACCACCUGAGAGCUCAGUACCUUUCAGGAGGAUUUCCCCUUAAUCCAUCACUCCAACACAACAACUUCAAUCCCUUCAAUCUUUUAGCUCAGUUUUUCGCUUCUCCUGCGGAUUUUAUACGACUUUUCGUAAGAUGACUUCUGAAGCACUUUCCCUCGAACACUCAGCGGAGUUGUGCUUAAUUUAAGCUUGUGCCGAAUAAAUCAUUACUGUGCUGCCUUAUAUACAGACUCUCUGGAUAAAGAACGAUGCUGCUGACAGAUCGCAUAACGUGACCUCACGUUAUAUAAAUAUAUACAUAUAUACAUAGAUCACCUGCGUGAAAAUGGUGAUCACUCUGAACAGCGACGGCAUGGCGAUGGUGAGGAGAUGCCUCCUGACGUUCAAGCCCUUCAGAAUUUUCGUGGCGGGGAUCGGAUUCUUCAGCCUCUGCUUCUUAAUGACCUCUCUGGGGGGGCAGUUCUCGGCCAAGCGGCUCGGGGACUCACCCUUCACCAUCCGGACUGAAGUGAUUGGUGGGCUGGAGUCUCGUGGAGUGCUGAGGAAGAUCAGUGAUAUGCUGGAGAUCAUCCUGAAGAGAAUCGACGCUCUCGCCAAACUCAGCAACAGCACUAAUAGCCACAGGUUGGAGGAGCUUAGCUCUGCUCUCGACAGGUUUCAGCCGGUGGGUCUGGUGGAGAGGAUUCAGGCGAUUGCUCAGAAUGUGUCAGAGAUGGCGGUGCGGGUGGAGCAGAUCCUACAGAAGAGGAGAGACGGGACUGCAGGACAGUGCGAAGUCCCGAAGGACCCCGGGUACCCGGACUGUGCCAGUAAAAUUGAUUGGAUGAGAGCCAGGUGGACGUCGGACCCCUGCUACGCUUAUUAUGGGGUGGAUGGAUCCGACUGCUCCUUCCUCAUCUACCUGAGUGAGGUGGAGUGGUUCUGCCCCCCACUGGCCUGGAGGAACCACAGCAUCCUGACGGCAGGAAACAGCACACCUAAGAGACAGGCGGUGGUGCGCUCAGACCUGGGGCCACUGCUGGAGCAGGUGGGUUCGGGGAAAGAGUCUCUGAGCUUCAUGAGGAGGAGAAUCCGGCGGCUGGCGGUGCAGUGGGCCGUCGCUGCCCGAAGACUGAACCAGCGUCUGCACAACAAACAGAGGCAGGAGAAGAGGGUCUUGGUUCAUGUGGGGUUUCUAACAGAGGAGUCUGGUGAUGUGUUCAGUCCUAAAGUGCUGAAGGGAGGACCGCUGGGGGAGAUGGUGCAGUGGGCGGAUAUUCUCACCGCUCUUCAUGUUCUGGGACACAGCCUCAAGAUUUCAGUGUCUGUCAAAGAACUGCAGGGGUUCCUUGGAGUUCCUCCAGGAAGAGGAAGUUGCCCGCUGAGAGGACCACUUCCGUUUGACCUCAUCUACACCGACUACCAUGGUCUGCAGCAGAUGAAGCAGCACAUGGGCCUUUCUCUCAGAAAGCACAAGUGUCACAUCCGCGUGAUUGAUACGUUUGGAACGGAGCCGGCGUAUAAUCACGAGGAGUACGCCACGCUGCACGGAUACAGAACCAACUGGGGCUACUGGAACCUGAACUGCCGGCAGUACAUGACCAUGUUCCCUCACACUCCUGAUAACUCCUUCAUGGGUUUCGUAGCUGAAGAGCUGAACGAGACGGAGAGACUCAUCAUCCAGAGAGAGAAGAUCAGCAACAUGGCCGUGAUUUACGGAAAAGAAGCUCACAUGUGGAAGGGUAAAGAGAAGUUCCUGACGAUCCUGCAUCGCUAUAUGGACAUCCACGGAACAGUUUACUACGAGACCCAGAGACCUCCUGAAGUUCCUGCGUUUGUUAGGAAUCACGGUCUGUUACCCCAACAGGAGCUCCAGCAGCUGCUCAGAAAAGCCAAGCUCUUCGUGGGGUUUGGUUUUCCGUAUGAAGGUCCUGCUCCUUUAGAGGCUAUAGCUAACGGCUGCAUUUUCCUGCAGCCCAGAUUCCAGCCGCCCCGCAGCUCCUUCAACCACGAGUUCUUCAGAGGGAAACCCAUGUCCCGAGAGGUGUCGUCUCAGCAUCCGUACGCCGAACAGCACAUCGGCCGACCCCACGUCAUCACUGUAGACUACAACAACUCAGAGGAAGUGGACGCCGUCAUCCGGGAAGUCCUGAAAACACAGGUACAGCCCUACCUGCCCUAUGAGUACACCUGUGAAGGAAUGCUGGAGAGAGUCGAUGCUUAUAUCCAGCAUCAGGACUUCUGUCACCUGGACGGACCUUUUCCCUCAGUUAACGACUCUAAGCUCUGGCCGGGGAAUGCUCCCAGCCCGUUCGUCCUGCAGCCCAACUCCUCAGCUCUGGUGUGGAGCUCCAACAUCACAGCUCCAGCCUCCUGGCCUCCUCUCAGCUCCCUCCGGCUGCUCCGAGCCGGCCAGGCCUCCUCCUGUGUGAAGACCUGCCAGGACUCAGGACUUGUCUGUGAACCGGCCUUUUUUAUCUUCAUCAACAACAUGGAGGCUUUUAACAGGUUGGAGGUGCAGUGUGAGGCUCUGGAGGUGGAGAUGAAUCACGUGUACCCGGCGGUGGUGGCUGAUGGGAGGGAGUGUUUCCUGCAGAAGGAUCCUCUGCUGUUCAGCUGUUCUGGGUUCAGCUCUAAACACCGGCGCCUGUGCCCCUGCAGGGACUUCCUCCCGGGCCAGGUGGCGCUGUGCAGGGAGUGCUUAUGAGCGAACGCUUCAGAUCCCAUAGAGAUAAAUACGGUGCGGUUCUACGGUACCGGGUCUCGGGCCGGGCAGGAUCAGCCUUCCCUGGGAGCAGCAGAGUGAACCGGGUGAGGGGGCUGAGGGACUGAUGCCAGCGGAGCCCGUGGUGCCCUGAGGGGCGACGGCGGUACCAGUCCGGGUCUGUUCCGUCCAGAUUAAGCAGGACGAGCCUCGGGUUUGGGUCAGGUUCUGGAGACGAACUGAUAAAAAGAGAGUUUUAACUUAUUUAUUUUUAUGUAAAGGGAAAAGAAAUGCUAUUUUUCAGUAAGUAUUCUGAGUACUGGUUGAGUAUUGUUUUAUCUGAAUGAUAAAAGUAAUUUGAAAGUAAUUAAAAGCAGAUUUACAGUAAUUAAAAUGAAUGUAGAUGGAAUUAAUUGAAUUGUAAAACUUUACAAUAAAGAUACAUUAAUUAACAGUACUUAUGAAAACAUGUUUCAAGUAAUUAUUAAUUUACACAAUUUUAGUUUUUAGAGUUUUUCUUUUACCGUUUUUAUUUAUUUAUUUUCUUCUUUUUUGAUGCCACUUUAAAGUAAGACUAUCCUUAUAAAGGCUUUAUAAAUGUUUAAUAAAUGAGUGUAUUAAUUAGUAUUGAUUAGGUUGUAAAUGCUUCACAAACCAUUAAUAGACAGUUACAACACAUCAACGGAAAAGGCAACAGUGAUGCAUUGUUUGCUUAGUCAUUUAAUUCAACUUUUAAUUUAUAGUAAAUAGUUAAACAUACUUACAAAUAUAUUAAUAUGACAGGUUUAUGGAAAACACAAAGUAAGAUCAGUAUUUAGGAAGAUCUGAGGUUUGACAGUAUAAAUGAGUGUGGAAUCAAAUUAGCAUAUUUAUGGCUCACUGUUCAUUUAUCAUUUAUUUAUUAACUACUUAUUAUUUUUUUAAGCAUUUGCAACUUAAUUAAUAACCAUUAAUAAACCCAUUAAUAGACCAUUCAUAAACCCGUUAUAAAGGUAGUCUUAUUUUAAAGUGGUACCAUUUUUUCCUAAUUUGUCAAAUUUUAUUUUUUACCUUUGAGCCUAUUUAUAUUUAUUAAUUUUUUUAUAUUAUAUAUCUAUAUUAUUUUAUUAAUUUCAUCCCUUUAUUUUCUAAACAGUUUUUUAAUCGCUAAUAGGAGUCACAGUGUAAGACUUUGAUUAGUAUCAAUACUAUAAUUAUUUUAAACAUGCUCUCAAAAUAUGAAUGCAUUCACAACCAUCCACCAGAUCAGAAAACCGCACUCAUAAAUAUACAGGAGCCCAUUUACACCACUGAGUCAUUGUUACAAAAUAGUAAGUCAUAAUUAUGAAAUAAUAAGUUACAAUUACGAAAUAUUAAGUGAUUAUUAGAAUUACUUGGUCAUUAUGAUGAGGUAAUACACCCAGACUUACUAUCUCAUAAUUAUGAUUCAGCCUCUUAUAAUUAUGACUUAAUAUAUCAUAAUAAUGACUUACUAUCUCAUGAUUAUGAAUUAGUAUCUUAUAAUUAUGAUUCACCAUCUUAUAAUUAAGACUUACUAUCUCACAAUUAUGACUUAAUAUCUCAUAAUAAUGACCGGACCCUUUUUUUUUAGAGGUGUAAAUGAGCUUCUGUAUAAAUAAGGCGGGCGGUGAGUAAAACGGUGAGUCUGGUGAUCUGAUUGGUCUAGUGAUCUGAUUGGUCUAGUGAUCUGAUUGGUCUAGUGAUAUAAUUGGUCUGGUGGUCUGAUUGGUCUGGUGAUCUGAUUGGUCGGCAUGCUGCUAAAUGGUUUAAAGUUGCUGUUACUCAUUUUUAGCAGUGUUAGCAUUUCCUUUAAUAAUCCUUUAAAUCAAGUGAUUAAUGUGGAUUCACUACUGAGCAUAAAUCUGAUGAAUUUAUUGACAAUUUUAAAUCAUGCAGUUAAAAUGUAAUCUACCUUUUUUCAUAUGCAGAAUAAUAUUUGAUCAGAAUGUUCAGAGUGUUUCAUAUGAAGUGAAUAAAACAUGAUAAUUUUUAACA
Molecule: messenger RNA, 5025 nt
Organism: Astyanax mexicanus (Mexican tetra)
Lineage: Eukaryota; Metazoa; Chordata; Actinopteri; Characiformes; Acestrorhamphidae
Product: alpha-1,6-mannosylglycoprotein 6-beta-N-acetylglucosaminyltransferase B-like
Exons: 17
Coding region: 673-3033 (786 amino acids)
Biological process (GO): protein N-linked glycosylation
Cellular component (GO): Golgi apparatus
Molecular function (GO): alpha-1,6-mannosylglycoprotein 6-beta-N-acetylglucosaminyltransferase activity
Source: RefSeq, a predicted model, not a curated record